UCCAUGUGCUACUUCACUGUGAACGGGCAGCUAGCCAUACAGAAUUCUGAGUUUCAGGCCACAAGUAUUAUUUAUACCUACUCAUAUGUUCUUCGAGGGGUGUAUGGAUUCAGUUCUGUCCCAUUCAAUGACGGGUAAGAGGAGUUUGUGUUAUUAGACAAUGUAAAAGCCGCUGGGUAUUCAAAUUCUCAACUGCUUGAGAAUCAUUGUAUGCUCUUAUGAAAUGUUGGACAGACUUCACUUCUCCCUUGUUCUCCCGUCAUCUUCGCUCUCUUCUCCGCUCAUGCGCCCGGGAGUCCUCCCUCUCCACUGGCAAGAAACUUCACGCCAUUCUUCUCACCACCGGAGUCGCCACCUCCCCAAACGCCUUCCUCCUCAAUGCCCUCCUUCACUUGUACUCGCAAUGCGGCAUCACCCGCUAUGCACACCACCUGUUUGACCAAAUUCCUAAUUCACACAAAGAUACCGCGGAUUGGACCUCUCUCUUAUCCUGCCUUGCGAAGCACACUUCAACCCCUAGAAAUGCUUUUUCUUUGUUUGAAGAAAUGCGCAAACGAGGGGUUAUUCUUGAUGAUGUAGCAUUUGUUUGCGUGUUUAGUUUGUGCGCGCGCGUAGGAAAUUUGGAGAUGGGAAGGCAAGCGCAUGGUUGUGUGGUGAAAAUGGGUUUUGGAAUUAACGUUAAGGUAUGUAAUGCGGUAAUGAAUGUGUAUGUGAAAUGUAGGUUAAUGGGUGAGGCAAAAGGAGUGUUCAGUGAAAUGGGCGAGAGAGAUAUAGUGUCAUGGACUGCAUUAUUGGAGGGAGUGGUGAAUUGGGAAGGGGUGGAGAAUGGGAAGGUGGUGUUUGAUCAAAUGCCCGAGAGAAAUGAGGUUGGUUGGACUAUUAUGAUUUCUGGGUAUGUGGGAAGUGGGUUUUGUAAAGAGGGGUUUCUUCUUCUAUCGGAAAUGGUUUUGGGGUUAAGAUUAGAAUUAAAUUAUGUUACACUUUGUUCGAUUUUAUCCGCGUGUGCACAAUCUGGGGAUGCGGUGAUGGGGAGAUGGGUUCAUGUUUAUGCUCUGAAGAAAAUGGGAAGGGAAAUAGAUAUGAUGGUAGGCACGGCUUUGAUAGACAUGUAUGCAAAAUGUGGUCGAAUAAAGAUGGCAUAUGAAGUUUUCAAGUAUCUACCAAGAAGGAAUGUGGUGGCUUGGAACGCAAUUCUUGGUGGUUUGGCAAUGCAUGGAAAGGGUAGAAUUGUGCUGGUUAUAUUUCCGAAGAUGAUUCAAGAAACCAAGCCAGAUGAUCUGACCUUUAUAGCUGUGCUAAGUGCUUGCAGUCACUCUGGUCUGGUCGAUCAAGGCUGCCAAUAUUUUCAUAUCCUUGAAUCUGAAUAUGGUAUAACACCUAAAAUUGAACACUACGCUUGUGUGGUGGAUCUUCUUGGUAGGGCUGGUCGUUUGGAAGAAGCUGAAAUGUUGAUAAAGAAGAUGCCAAUGCCUCCCAAUGAGUUUGUUCUAGGAUCACUUUUGGGUUCUUGCUAUGUACAUGGAAAGCUACAGCUUGGUGAGCAGAUUCUGCAAGAAUUGAUUCAUAUGGAUCCGAACAAUACUGAAUAUCAUAUAUUGCUUUCCAACAUGUAUGCUUUAUCAGGAAAGCAGGAAAAGGCCAAUUCCCUUCGACAGGUCCUGGAGCGCAAGGGUAUCCAAAAGGUGCCAGGUAUGAGUUGUAUUCAUGUCAACGGCCAAGUUCACCGGUUCUGCUCGGGGGAUAAAUCACAUCCACGAAUAGAGGAAAUUUACAUGAUGCUGGAUGAUAUGAUUCGAAGAUUGAGAUUGGCCGGUUAUAUCCCCAGGAUUAGUUCCCAAUUGUUCCCUGGUGUUGAUAGAAGAGGGGGUUACACAGAGAUGGAGGAGAAAGAACAAGCACUAUUCUCCCACAGUGAGAAACUGGCAUUGUGCUUGGGACUCGUAAGCACAAGACCUAGGUCGCCUCUAUAUAUAUUCAAGAAUCUACGCAUAUGCCAAGAUUGUCAUUCUGCUAUUAAAAUUGCUUCUGAGAUAUACAACCGAAAAAUUGUGGUGAGGGAUCGCAAUCGUUUUCAUUGUUUCCAGGAGGGUUCAUGUUCUUGUUCUGAUUAUUGGUGAAAAGUGAAAACAAUGAACGUAGCUGUAGUAUGGAGAUAAACAGUUUAUAUUCAAGCAAAGGACCCAAAUUUAUCUC
Molecule: messenger RNA, 2193 nt
Organism: Ricinus communis (castor bean)
Lineage: Eukaryota; Viridiplantae; Streptophyta; Magnoliopsida; Malpighiales; Euphorbiaceae
Product: pentatricopeptide repeat-containing protein At5g15340, mitochondrial
Exons: 1
Coding region: 219-2117 (632 amino acids)
Biological process (GO): RNA modification
Molecular function (GO): RNA binding; protein binding; zinc ion binding
Source: RefSeq, a predicted model, not a curated record